Cylicostephanus goldi is the source of this 281-nucleotide messenger RNA. NCBI's taxonomy places the organism in Eukaryota, Metazoa, Nematoda, Chromadorea, Rhabditida, Strongylidae. The record is from the annotation of a GenBank genome assembly.
AUGGUGCACUACAAACUCACCUACUUUCCUGUACGUGGAGUUGCUGAAUGCGCUAGGCAGGUAAGUUUUCAUUUGUACUAUUCUACGUUCAUAAAACCUCGUGUACAGAUUUUUGCAUUGGCUGGACAAGAGUUCGAAGAUGUUCGACUCUCUCAUGAGCAGUUUAUGCCCGUGAAACCAAAUUUGCCAUUUGGACAGAUGCCAGUGCUUGAGAUCGAUGGAGAACAGCUAGCUCAGUCAAAGGCCAUUUGCCGAUUUUUGGCCAGAAAAUUUGGUUAGUU